UUACCCUCGUUUUACAGCGGGGUCUUCGUGAUCUUUGAGCCGCUCUCUACACUCGCUGGAGCUCUAUACGCAUUCACUGAUCCGUAUGGGUUCGUCACCACUCAAGAUCCGUCGCAGUCGCAUCUGGUGGAUGCGUUGAAGAGUCAGACACUCCCAUUAAGCUCCCUCGCCGUCGCGAUCCAACUCGGCAACUGCUACCUCCUCCUCUCCCUAAUCUCAACCUUCAUCCUCCACACCACGAAUGAGGUCCGCACGGUGAGAGCGCUGCUGUGGGCGUUAUUAUUGGGUGAUGUGGGACAUGUUGGUGCGUGUUAUUGGGUGUUGGGGAGUGAGGUUUUCUGGGAUGUAAGCAGGUGGAAUGCGGUUACGGCGGGGAAUGUCGGGGUGACGACGCUUUUGGCGGUGUGUCGGAUUGCAUACCUGUUGCAAUACGGA
Molecule: messenger RNA, 435 nt
Organism: Saitoella complicata NRRL Y-17804
Lineage: Eukaryota; Fungi; Ascomycota; Saitoellomycetes; Saitoellales; Saitoellaceae
Exons: 1
Source: RefSeq, a predicted model, not a curated record